Molecule: messenger RNA, 1871 nt
Organism: Lactuca virosa
Lineage: Eukaryota; Viridiplantae; Streptophyta; Magnoliopsida; Asterales; Asteraceae
Source: the annotation of a GenBank genome assembly
AUUCCGUUAUAAUGCGUUAUAUAAACUGCUAAUCCCUCGAUCAUUAUUUUAAACAAGAAAAACCAUAAGAGACAAACAAAAUAGAGAUUAAAAAAUGGAGGAAGAGGGGGAAGUCAAAUUUAGCGAGAAACAUAAGUAGGAGUAUCAGCGUUGCUGCAGGGAGUUGGCGGAUUGAAGAUGCUUUUUCCGGCGGUGCAGGUGGUAGUCAUGACGGCCGGAGCAGUCGUCAUUCCAUGGAAGAUGAAGAGGCAUUGCGGUGGGCUGCAUUGGAGAAACUACCAACUUACACUCGAUUACGAACCACCAUUUUCAAGUCAUAUAUUCCACCGGGUCAACAGGAAACGCAUUCAGCUGAUCAUCAGAUGCUGGUGGAUGUACGUGAGCUUGACCCAACUGCUCGACAGAGUUUCAUUGAUAAGAUUUUUGUGGUUCCUGAAGAAGAUAAUGAAAGGUUCUUAAGGAAGUUUAGAGAUCGCGUUGACAAGGUUGGAAUCUCGCUUCCAACAGUUGAAGUGCGGUUUCAAAAUUUGAGUAUAGAAGCUGAUUGUCAUGUGGGAGAUAGAGCACUUCCAACGCUCAUAAAUGCUGCUAGAAAUAUUGUUGAAUCUCUUCUCGCUACUGUUGGGAUCAGUUUCUCUCAGAAAGCUAAAUUACGUAUUCUUAAAGAUGUGUCGGGAGUUAUCAAGCCAAAAAGGAUGGCACUUCUGUUGGGUCCUCCAUCUUCUGGUAAGACAUCCCUUUUGUUGGCACUGGCAGGAAGGCUGGAUCACAACUUAGAAGUUGAUGGAGAGAUAACUUACAACGGUUAUAAGCUUAAUGAAUUUGAACCACGAAGGACAUCAGCCUACAUUAGCCAGAGCGAUGUUCAUGUUGGAGAAAUGACUGUGAAAGAAACUUUAGAUUUCUCAGCAAGAUGUCAAGGAGUUGGAUCUCGUUUAGAAAUGCUAACGGAGCUUGCAAGAAGAGAAAAGGAAGAAGGUGUGAACCCGGAAGCUGAAGUUGACUUUUUCAUGAAAGCAACUGCAAUUGAAGGAGAUGUGAGCAGUUUGAUUACUUAUUACACUCUAAGAAUAUUGGGUCUAGAUGUAUGUCGUGACACAUUUGUUGGAGAUCAAAUGAGACGAGGUAUCUCCGGGGGACAAAAGAAACGUGUAACCACAGGGGAGAUGCUUGUUGGACCAGCAAAAACACUUUUUAUGGACGAGAUAUCAACGGGUCUAGAUAGUUCCACUACUUUUCAAAUAGUCAAAUGCUUACAACAAGUUGUACACCUCACCGAUUCCACCAUCUUCAUGUCCCUACUACAACCUGCCCCAGAGACAUAUGAUCUUUUCGAUGACAUCAUCCUACUAUCUGAGGGUCAAAUCGUUUAUCAAGGACCACGUGACAAUAUUCUUGAGUUCUUUGAAGCUUGUGGAUUCGUAUGUCCAGAAAGAAAGGGUACUGCUGACUUCUUACAAGAGGUGACAUCUAAAAAGGACCAAGAACAAUAUUGGGCAGAUAAAAAUAGACCAUAUAGAUACAUAUCAGUCAGUGAAUUUUCGAAGCGAUUCAAGAAUUUCCAUGUGGGGGAGAAGUUGAAAAACGAGUUGUCAAUUCCAUAUGAUAAAAGCAAAAGCCAUCAAGCUGCUUUAGUUUUCAAAAAAUACUUGGUCCCCAAAAUGGAGCUUCUCAAAGCUUCAUGGGAUAAGGAGUGGUUACUAAUGAAGAGAAAUGCGUUCAUUUACGUUUUCAAGUCUAUACAAAUCGUGUUUAUAGGAUUUAUCACCAUGACAUUGUAUUUUAGGACAACUAUGCACCAAAGGGAUGAACAAGAUGGUCGAAUCUAUGUAGGGGCACUUUUGAACAGUUUGCUCAUAAACAUGUUUUAA